GGACGAGAGGCCAUCAUCGGAGAAGCUUUGAAUUCUCAGCUGAUUGGUGCGACUCGCCUCUCGCUCCCUCUGGGCGAAUCGCACGACGCACGACGUGAGUUGUUUUCCAACAAUUUCGACGCGCCGUCUCUCGUUCGUUUGACUUCCAUUUAAAAUUACAGUUGUCGCUCGUUGUUGUUAAUCGUAUAGAUUUAUUUUCGAAUGAUCGACAUUCCGACGAUCAGGUGGCGUGUAGAACAAUCACUGUCUUUCACGCUCUCCGCCUUGUACACACACGCAAAAUACACCUCGCAACGUGCGCGCGACGAGGUUAGGUUGACUCCAAGUCGGCGAGCAUGAUCCUUGCGCGCGCUACCGGAUUGCUGUCCAGGUACCUGCAUCGCGGGGCUCGGCGUUACCUGAAUAAUGAUCAUGCGACCUCGACACUGGCGGAGACGCGAAGCGAGGGCAAAAAUGAGAAGCACAUCGUCUGGCUCGAUAUGGAGAUGACAGGGCUAGAGGUGGAAACGUGUCGUAUCUUGGAAGUCGCGUGCUUCGUGACCGACGAGCAGUUAGAGCUCGCAAGCGAUUGCUUGAACAUCGUUAUACAUCAGUCGGAUGAAGUCUUGAAGAGUAUGAACGAUUGGUGCAAAUUGCAGCACAGAAAGACCGGCUUAAUCGACGAGUGUCGACUGAGUACGACUACACUGGAGGAAGCGCAACAAAGGACGUUGAAUUUUUUGGAGAACCAUGUCCCGAGAGGAGCGUGCCCGUUGGCUGGAAACACAGUCUACAUGGACCGCCUAUUCCUGAAGAAGUACAUGCCGCUGGUCGACAAUUAUUUGCACUACAGGAUUAUCGACAUUAGCACAAUUAAAGCUUUGGCUAGGAGAUGGCAUCCGGAUAUAAGUAAAGCAGCGCCAAAAAAACAACAUUCUCACAGGGCCGUGCACGACAUAAAAGACAGUCUAAACGAGCUUCGUUAUUAUAGGAAAAAUCUGUUUGUGUCGUGAAAGUUGGUAUCCUAUAAAAUUAAAAUAAAAACGAAUCGCCAUUAAACAGUA
Molecule: messenger RNA, 1043 nt
Organism: Wasmannia auropunctata (little fire ant)
Lineage: Eukaryota; Metazoa; Arthropoda; Insecta; Hymenoptera; Formicidae
Product: probable oligoribonuclease
Exons: 5
Coding region: 336-992 (218 amino acids)
Cellular component (GO): mitochondrion
Molecular function (GO): 3'-5'-RNA exonuclease activity; nucleic acid binding
Source: RefSeq, a predicted model, not a curated record